GACAUAAAAUUACAGACGAAAGCUUCCGGUGCACAUGUGUGUUUCCAGCUCAGACUGAUGUCAGCAUGUUUUCUUAGACUGAAAUUAUGAUUGACAGUUUAGAAGAAAGCUUUGAGACAUAUGGUAUUGUAUACUAUCUACUUUUGCUGCCGAGCACUUUAAUUGUGUUUGUCAUUUGUCUGUUCAUUCGCUGGAUGGGACUGAAAUUUUUUAGACACAACUGACCACAGACAGAAAGGAACAAAAUGAAUCCCUGAUGACAUAAUAUAUUGGCAUCAUGGCUAUGUUAAUUAGGCAAUUGUAUUGCCACAUCCUCCAAGGGAGACAACCUGUAAACGUUCUUUGUGGAACAUUCUCUCUGAGACAGAAGCAAUGCCAUACUAAUGCUGUGGUGGCAGUGUUCAGUGAAAACCAAGAAAAAGAAUCAAACGGAGAAGGAGUUACAUGUGAAAAAGUGAAAAGGUCUGUCAGAAAGAAGUCAUCAUUUGACAGACUCCGGAUAAAUACAGAAAAUGACUUUGAUAGGAGAGAAAGAAAUGACAACAUUCAAUUAAAUGAAGAAAGUAGACAUUUUAGAAGAGAGUUACCUGGUGAUGGUUUUGAAUUCAGUGAUGAAGACAUGACUUUUAGAAGGGAAAACACAGGUGAAUUUGAUGAAGAAAACAAAACAAAUAAUGUAAAGGAUGGCAGGAAGUUCAAAGACCAAAAACAUUUCUACAAACGGAAAAAGAUGGAGGAUGGCAACAGGAAAAACAUUCAGAAAGGAAGUAAACCUGUACUGGGCUCUGGAAAAAGAUUUGGAGUGCAAUACAGCAAUAAAAAAUACCCAAUCAAGGGAGAAAUAUUGUUUGGCUAUCAUCCUGUAAGUAUAGCCUUAUCUCAGGGACGACGACAGUGCCACAAGCUCUUCAUCCAACGGGGCCGCACAUUGUCCCCCGAUGUGAGUGUUCAAGACCUGGCUAAUGAGGCCAAUAUACCGGUGGAGGAGGUUUCUCGGAUACAUCUUGACCAGCUCUGUCUAGGUCGACCACAUCAGGGAAUCUGUAUGGACGUGGAUCCAAUUGAUAUCCCAAAUUUGUCACCCGACGAUGUAAGAACUGCUGCCGUGGAACCACCACCGAUAUGGCUGCUACCUUACGAAAUUGUGGAUCCAAUGAACAUGGGUGCUAUCAUACGAUCAUCCUACUAUUUCGGAGUGGACGCCAUUGUCCUCCCAAGUAACCACUGUGCCACUGCCAGUCCUAUGGUCAGCAAAGCCAGCUCUGGGGCUAUGGAACUGAUGAAAUUAUUUCAUUUAAAAAACAAGGCAGCCACUGAACAGUUUCUGCAGGACUGGAAAGCUAAUGUAGGACAGGUAAUCGGCACAGCGACUGGACCAGGUACUGUGGCUGUAACAGACUGUGUGGUUACCAUGCCAACACUACUUAUCGUUGGUAAUGAGCAUCGUGGUUUGAAGAAAAAUAUUCUGGAACAAUGUGAUAAAGUCAUUAAGUUACCCGAGUUUUCACCAGAUAGACAAUCAACGAUUGGCUCUCUUAAUGUUUCCGUGGCAACUGGAAUAGUACUACAUGCACUUAAAACCAACAGUACAAUUAAAUGAAUAUAGGAAGGCAUUUUAUCAGGAAAACCUAAAAUCAUUUCCAUAUCUAUAGAGGACCCAACUCCAUAUCUACAGAAGAUUGAACUCCAUAUCUACAAAGGGCAUCACAGGUCUUAUAAUGUUAAUCAUUUAACACGUUACUUUUUAUGACCUUAAAUAGCGGAUACCUUAAAAGCUGUGAUUAACGUAAUAGUUGUGGUGGCAAAGUUUCAAAGCAAAGAGCUGAAAACUUUGGAUAAAGAAUGAGUGUUUUCUUUGCUGAUUGUGUGACAGAUAAUUUCUUAAAAAGUGUGAAUUGUAGAGGAAAAUAUUUUCAAAUAUUUUAAUAAAUCAUAUUUUGUAUGUAUCCUCU
Molecule: messenger RNA, 1952 nt
Organism: Pecten maximus
Lineage: Eukaryota; Metazoa; Mollusca; Bivalvia; Pectinida; Pectinidae
Product: rRNA methyltransferase 1, mitochondrial-like
Exons: 10
Coding region: 278-1600 (440 amino acids)
Biological process (GO): rRNA methylation
Molecular function (GO): RNA methyltransferase activity; RNA binding
Source: RefSeq, a predicted model, not a curated record